AUGUCAAGCUUGGAGGUAUCGGUUGUUGUGUUUUUUGAUAAGCAAAAGGCGGCUGUAGUGGAGCUAUUCUACGAGCGGGUCAAACCAACGCGGUGGCUGCUUGUGCGUUCCAUCCCAAUUGACGUGACACUGCUGCAGGUGCUGCAGUGCCUUGAUGCGUGUGCCGCAGUCUCUCCACCGCCGGCUCAAGGUGGCGCGGACGGCGGUGGCAGUGGCAGUGGCAGUGGCAGCGGCAGCUCGCGGUGUAGCGUCACGGAGGGGUGCAUUGGCGUUGUUCGGGUUGGCUGCACCCCGGACGAGGAUCAGAAAUAUUGCUUGCUGCUGCAGUUUGCCACUGCCGGUGAUGCGGCACGCGUAAAGCGUCAAAUUCCACAUGCGAACCUGAUGGGGCACCCACCCAUACUUUCGGAGUACGUCUGUGAAGUGGCCACAGUAAGACGCUCGCGUCUUGGGACCGACGAUGAGAUUAAUGAUGAUGAUGAUGGAGUGGACAUGAAGCCGUAUGGCGCGAGCGGAGAGGAAGCCAUCAAGUUGGUGGAGUUGUGUAGUGUGAUGCAUGGGGGUGUGGCAUCCGUCUCCCUUCCGCAGAGCGCCUCUUCGAGUAAUAAGAUGUGGAGAAGUUUGGAGCGACAGGGCGGAAUGCGCCUGGCGCACACUGCUCAGUUGACACCAAUGGAGGACUUCUGCACUAUCUGCCAGGAAAUCGCCUCCAGUAGACCGUUCAUUGUGACGUUGUGCAAGCAUGUGUUUCACCUCUCAUGCUUCCAUAAGCACCUGGAGGAUGUUGGCCAGUCGUGCCCACUUUGCCGUUUUUCAAUGGCGUUGCUGAAGUCAAAGUGCUACGCAUGUGGUGCCUGCAGUGACUUGUGGACGUGUCUUGUGUGUGGCUGGGUAGCGUGUGGGCUGGGCCACCGCAGUGACACCCUGCUCCACUUUGAGAGCACGGGGCACUCCUGUGCGAUGCAGAAUAGCACUUCCCGGAUUUGGAACUACCGCGCUAUGGAUUUUCUGCACCACCAGCUGGCAAUCGAGCUUGGGCGCGAGGACGACCUAAAGACUCUUCAGGCGGCCGCUGAGGAUACACCCACCACCUCCCGCUUCAACAAGGGUGAGGUGGGGCUAACAGCCACUACGUACCGGCGCAGUCGGUGGUGGUGGGACGAUGAGACGAGGAGGCGGCGCUUGACCUGA
Molecule: messenger RNA, 1191 nt
Organism: Trypanosoma rangeli
Lineage: Eukaryota; Euglenozoa; Kinetoplastea; Trypanosomatida; Trypanosomatidae
Product: BRCA1-associated protein
Exons: 1
Coding region: 1-1191 (396 amino acids)
Biological process (GO): protein ubiquitination; Ras protein signal transduction
Cellular component (GO): cytoplasm
Molecular function (GO): ubiquitin protein ligase activity; zinc ion binding
Source: RefSeq, a predicted model, not a curated record